AUCAUCGAUCACUCCAGAGUUCAAACUUUAAAUAGUAUUUCAUGAGAACAAUUUCGGUUCAAUGUUUCCGUGAAAUUAAUUAUUCUCGAGGUGCAGUCUUGAAACAACGGACGACCUUCAAACUAAAACGAUAACUACACGAUAAGUAUUUAUAUGAGAAAAGAACUCCGUUAGUUCUCGGACGUCGACACUAUCAGACAACCGUCAGUUCCAUAAUGUCCAGGUACCGAAAGGGCGGCGGCAGCGGUAGGAACAAGCGGCAACAGGACCGCCCGGCGUCCGUCCACCGUCAACAGUGGUCGGGACGCCUAUCGCACUGGUACAACCGCAAGCCGCUGGUCACGGUCGACCAGUUGCACAAGUACCGCCGGAAGGAGUUCGCCACCGGAACCUCGGCGUUAGGGUCGCGACCGCAGCAGGAACCGCCGAUCGGGCUAUCGGCCGAACCGCCGGCACCGUUGGACACCGAGUAUAGGUGCCAGUUCACGCCGCCAUACCGGACCGCGGAGGAGAUGAGCACGAACAGACGGCACGCGGCCGUGCCCAAGGACGAGCUGCAGGUGGGCAGCGGCCCAGGGGAGUUCACGACCGAGAACGCGGAACGGUACACGGACACGCCCAGGGAACGGAACGUGGCCCCGCGGCAGGGCAGCCACAUCGGCCCGUUCGUGUGCGCGGACGCCGCGACGCCGGAGGGCCUGGAAUUCCGGUCGGAGCAGCACGAUCAGUACGUGCCGCACCCGGAUGGCCGGCGGGCGGACAAUCUGCGGCCAGGCACCGGGCUCAGGGUGGACGAGGGCACGAUGGACGGCCAGACCGAGCAGAUGGCCGAGUACCGCGAGUAUCCGACCACGCCUUAUCCGGACGCGGCUGGACCAGAUCAAAAUGGAGCGAUCGCACCGGACGAAUCAAGUCAGUUGGCUCCCUCAAGACGGCUGUGCGACGAGAGUUUAAAAGAAAUGAUCCUGAUUCGAGACAGUGGCAUAUUGCUCCGACCCGCGGGUUCGUUCACUGUCAUCGGUGGAUCUCGAACUGAACGUCCCGGCAGCGUCCUGAGGAGACCAGCGUUUCGCCUAGAAGUAGUGGACUGUAGUGGAAGUGGUGGCGGUGGCGGCGGCGGUGGCGGCGAUGGGCGGAAUAGUGCUUUCGUGGUGUUGGAGAAAAAUUUCCACGCGACGACGCCGACGGCAGUGGAAGAGCAGCAGCAGAUCGUGGGCGGCGGCAGCGAUGACGCCGUAAGUGGUAGCAACAGGUGGGUGAAGAGGAGGCAACGGAAAAUGAGCACCGCGAGGUUUUUCGACAAUAGGCAAGCUCGUUUUCCGGCCGUCGACACUGGCAAGACUAUACAGUAGGCAAAUUGUCGUUAUAGUCGUUCGUGCACCGCAGUGUUUCCCAACCUUUUUUUUCCGUACUUGUAGAUUUUCGAAAAUAUAAUAUUGCGUCCCUCCGAUCAGUUUAAAUUAAAAAAAAAUAGAAAUUUUGAUGACCCUUUUUUUCUUUAACACUCUUUGACACAUUUGACACUCUUCCAAUAGGUAAAAAUAAGACCUUAAAGUCCCGUGCUACGUCGGUUUAUCAACGAACGAUUAGCAAUUAUUUCGUUUAUACAAAUAAAUAAAUAAUUAAAAAUUAUCUUAUCUCGAUGUUGCGCGAUUGCUGUUGUCCACGCCUUCUCAGUGAUGUUUUCUAACCACCUCUCUCCUUCUUCUCAUCCUCAUCACAAUACAAAGGUUGGAAAUCAUUGGCACGUCGGAAGCCGUUCGUGUUUCAUUCCGGCCAACUACGGAGAUGAUAUUAUUAUAUAUUUUUUUUUUUUUGCAAAUCCUAUUACGACGCACGAUUUUACUAUCACCUACCUAUACCUAUACUAUGUUAUAUGAUACGUUCAAAUCACACGUAGUGAUUUUCGUGUCAUUAUAACGUAAUAACUACAGCUGGAGAUGAACUGACUCGAGUUAUAGUUAACUGUCAAUAAAGAGAGAGAGAGAGAGAGAGAAAGAGAGAGUUAAAAAAUAGUACUUAUGUAUUACUGUAAUCUUUGAUGUUUAAAUUGUUAUUUCAGAGAACGAUGUUAUACGAGACUCGAUUAUUAAUCAGCAUUUUGAUUACGUAAAAUAAAAUAAAUAAUUAUUGUAUUACCUUAUUUUAGUCGUUUAAGUGUUAAAAUAUUCAUGGUAAUGCACACUGCAUUAGUUGUACACGUAU
Molecule: messenger RNA, 2205 nt
Organism: Sipha flava (yellow sugarcane aphid)
Lineage: Eukaryota; Metazoa; Arthropoda; Insecta; Hemiptera; Aphididae
Exons: 5
Coding region: 216-1352 (378 amino acids)
Source: RefSeq, a predicted model, not a curated record